Molecule: messenger RNA, 2571 nt
Organism: Cryptotermes secundus
Lineage: Eukaryota; Metazoa; Arthropoda; Insecta; Blattodea; Kalotermitidae
Exons: 7
Coding region: 400-1470 (356 amino acids)
Biological process (GO): positive regulation of cell population proliferation; positive regulation of protein autophosphorylation
Cellular component (GO): membrane
Molecular function (GO): growth factor receptor binding; growth factor activity
Source: RefSeq, a predicted model, not a curated record
GUCUUUACGUCCAAACGCUGAGAGCGCUCGAGGAAGCCACAAUUUCCUGGCGUGAACCAUGUCCAACGGUUGCAGCCGCUACAGAAAUUCAAGUGCAGCCCAAUGUUCAGUGUCCUGAGCGUGUUACUGAGCUGUUGCAGUGCGACUGUCUUGUCAUUGCGCUAAGCAUAAACACGGACAAUAGAUGUGUGUAUCACUGAACUGUUUGUUUUCAGAAGUUUCUGAGCUGUUGUUGAGUGCAUUCAUUUUGAAAAUACUAUAUAUAGGAUUUAUAUUCUAAUUUUGUGUAUUAAUUCCGUUUAUAAAUAGGUGACUAUAUGAAUAAGGAACAACAAUUAUUGCACCAUACAUGUCCUCUGUUUCGUUCCACUACCCAAAAUUUCCCCAACACAUAUUUGUAUGAAGUUAAUGAAAAUCAUUAGCAGGAACACUUUAUUAGUCUCUUCGGCCUGUUUGUCAAUUUUUACGAAUUACGUCAUAAUAAUCUUACUGGAAACAAAAAAGAGCGAAUUCAUUUUGUAUAGUUGUUAUGACAAAAGUGGUAAAUUUUUAGUAAAGAAGGUUGUUGAGAUGUCAUUUCUUCGACUCCCAUUUCUGAAUGUUUACAUACUGGUAGUUAUACUUACCAUUAUUGCUGGAGAUCACACAUAUUACCAAGAAACAUCUAGAAAAGGAAGAAGCGUCUAUUUCGAAAAUGCCACGCUGCAGCAAUAUGGAGAGCAGACCGCUGAGAUGAACCCACUUUUUGCCAAGCAACUAAACCAUGUUGAGUCGAUGGCCGAGUUUGCGAGUCUCGUGGUACGCAGUAACCGUCGCCUGUGUGCUGACACAACCCUCCGGAUCCUGGUGAACCUCAACAAUGGGAAGGCAGCCCACAGCGACAUCGCUCCAUCACAGGAUCCGAUAGAGAAACUCAAGGCUCUGUGUGUACAGAUCAAGCGAGGAAGAGCAGCAGCGCUGCCAGGUCUGAAAAAACGUGAAAUGAAAGCAAUGAAUGCCGCUUUGCUGGAAGGCAAGGGAGCGUCUUGCAAGCCGAGGGCCGUACUGGUGGAACUGCCUGCAGCUCCGUCCGGAUCCUCCUACUACCCACAGUGCGUCACGGCCAAGCGGUGUGGGGGCUGUUGCAACAGCGCGCUGUUAGAAUGCAGGCCUGUCAACAUAACCACUGUGAAGAAGUGGGCUAUAGAACUAGAUGUGUUGUCAAGAAGUAUGUAUAAAAGUGCCAAGUCUUUCCAAAUGGAACAGCAUGAGGACUGUAAAUGUGGCUGUAAGACUCAGCCUAGCCACUGCAGCAAAGCACAGGUGUACGAGGAGGACUCAUGUCAGUGUAAGUGCGGAAAUGAAGCCGAGAGCUCGAACUGUGUGUAUCCGAAGAAAUGGGACCCAGAUCAGUGCGCAUGCCUCUGCAGACAUUCGCUGCCAUGUUCCACAGGGGCGCAUGUUCAUCAGGGUUCCUGCAAGUGCAUUUAAAACAAAACAUCGAGACGUCACGAAGAGAGAAGAGAUUCUGAAUAAGUGGAACAUCUUUGUAGGGGGCAUCCGUCAAUUCACUUUGGCUGACUGUGGUCAUUUGUCCGUCUCUCCAAAGAAACAAAUAUUUGUAUUGCCACUCGCAGUUCUGCUGCAGCUCAUUCACAUGUCUCUACUCCAUUAUACAUCGCUAUUUCUUAAUCAAUAUGCAAAAAAAUAAAGACUAUAAACCUUUAAAUUAAAUAUAAGAAAUGUUUACUUGCAAAAUCAUUAUAAUUAUGUAGGGAACUGUUCGUAACGAAUGUUCUCGAUCAAUGGGAGACGUCCUUACACAGGUGAGGCACUGAAUGGAAUUUGAUAUAUCGAAAACAUAAACUUCUAUAAUAACGCAAUAUUAAAGUAUACACAAUUGUAACAAUACACUUGUUGGAAAAGAGGAGCUUUGUUUUCACUUUGGUGGAGUAUGAUUUUUGAUAAAUGGAUACAUAUGACGCAAGACUGAAUUAAAGCAUAGAAGGCUGGUGGAUUAUUUUGGUUUAAAAUCUGCACUGAUUGUUAUCAGUUCUUUGAACAACUUGCAAGAAGGAAACACACGUAGAAGAUGGUUUAUAGCGACGGCCGCAUGUUUAAACUCGAGAAUCGGCAAAUCGAUUUUGACGAAUUUUGAUAUCAAUAUUGUGCCACUGGAGCUCAAUCUACAUUCGCACUUCAUAAAGCCUUUAUCAGCCGCUUUUCCCAUUAUUCUGAUGGUGUACUCUUGCUUCAGAUAGUUUUGCAAUGAAAAUUGCCUUUAUAAAUUCAAAAUGUAAUGUUAAAUUUCAGGGACAACUGAUUAGACAGGGGAAGCUUUAUCCACAAUACAGUUUAUUAUUGUUCAGGAGAAAGCAGUAGGAGAUAUUGAAAUUAACCGUAAUGUAACCUAAUGCAACAAGACAAAUAUUUAGCAUAUGCAGAUGCUGCGGUGACUCUUGUGCGGUCGAUGAGAGCCAUUGACGAAGUACACGGACUGCUGAGGAGUAAAGCAUUAAUGGCUGUACUAGAAGUGAACGCGAAUAACAUCAGGCACACGAAGGUUACAAGGAACGUGCCAAACUUUAGACA